GAAACAGCCCCGAAGAAGGGAGGUUCCACUUGCCCUUUUGUUUACAGAGUUUUAGUUAUGGGGAGUGUUUUAGCAACUUUUUUUUUUUAUGUCAUGUUUUAACAACUUUUUUGUCAUGUUUUAAUGACUUUUUUUUUUUUUUUUUCCAAGGGAUAACUUCUAACCAUACCGAUGAUUCUCCGUAUAGCUGGUCUUUUCCACCUUAUCAUCCUUCCUCUGAGAAGUAUGAAAACACUAAGACAUGUCGAGGGCCAGACGGAGAACUCCAUGCCAACCUGCUUUGCCCUGUGGAUGUGGUGGAUGUGCCCGAGGGCACCUUGCCUGACAAACAGAGCACUGAGCAAGCCAUACAGUUGUUGGAAAAGAUGAAAACGUCAGCCAGUCCUUUCUUCCUGGCCGUUGGGUAUCAUAAGCCACACAUCCCCUUCAGAUACCCCAAGGAAUUUCAGAAGUUGUAUCCCUUGGAGAACAUCACCUUGGCCCCCGAUUCCGAGGUCCCUGAUGGCCUACCCCCUGUGGCGUACAACCCCUGGAUGGACAUCAGGCAACGGGAAGAUGUCCAAGCCUUAAACAUCAGUGUGCCAUAUGGCCCAAUUCCUGUGGAGUUUCAGCGGAAAAUCCGCCAGAGCUACUUCGCCUCUGUGUCAUAUUUGGAUACACAGGUUGGCCGCCUCUUGAGUGCUUUGGACGAUCUUCAGCUGGCCAACAGCACCAUUGUUGCAUUUACCUCGGAUCAUGGUAAGCAUUUUGGAAUUCCCUGGUGAGUCAAAACAUCUGAACUUUCCUGUGAAACAUGCUUUGCAAAAUUGCCAUUGACAUAAACAUGGGUUUGUUCUCUUUUGUGAACCAGUGGUGCCUUGAGUCUGGGAUCCUGGGGUAUUUUUAUGAUCAACUUGUUAGUCCUGAGACCUCUAUCUUAGAUGCUUGACGGAUAGGUGUGGGUGGGUGGGGGAGGGUCUUGUAGCAACUUUUUUUUUUUUCUUGGUGAAUGCAGCAGGAGUGUGGCAGAGCUCUUGUAACCCCCAUUUUUAACCUGGAGGGUUGGAGGUCUUUUAGUUUGGGUGGAGAGGAUCCAGAACAAUCCUGGCAGAGCCCAGCAAGCUGUUCAGGCCUGGCUCCAGCCCUCCUACCCCUAUCCCCACUGUCUUCUCUGCUGCGAGCCUGGGCUUUUCAAGUCUUUAUCUCCUUUAAGGCUGGUUCCUACUUUUCCAAAAAUGAAACUAUCUUUUUAAAAACAUUUUUUUAAUUCUUCAACAUUCCAAGAGCAGGGAAUAAAACAGCAGCUCCCCCCGUUUCCCACUCACCCACUCCCCCAUCUCCGAAUUGUUUUGAAGCAAAUCCCAGAUGGUUCUGUUUUCUGAUCACUAUCUCUAAAAAAUAUUGCCUCUUUUGAAGUAUAACCAUAAUACUGAUAUACUUAGAAAAAGGAAAAUAAUUUAUAUCAUCAAAUAUGAAAUAGGAUAAUAGUAAAUCAUAACCUGUGCUUAU
Molecule: messenger RNA, 1488 nt
Organism: Chlorocebus sabaeus (green monkey)
Lineage: Eukaryota; Metazoa; Chordata; Mammalia; Primates; Cercopithecidae
Source: RefSeq, a predicted model, not a curated record